Messenger RNA from Trypanosoma rangeli, 699 nucleotides. RefSeq names its product putative ATP-binding cassette protein subfamily A,member 2. Bases 1 to 699 code for a protein of 232 amino acids. NCBI's taxonomy places the organism in Eukaryota, Euglenozoa, Kinetoplastea, Trypanosomatida, Trypanosomatidae. The transcript has a single exon. The record is from RefSeq and is a predicted model, not a curated record.
AUGUUAGGCGAGGAUAGAUCUAUAUGGGGUGUUGUACAAAUCAACUACAUCUCACCAGAGACUUGCGAAGUGGCUAUCCGCUUUAACGCAUCUGUUUUACAGACGAUAAAGAGAAUCUUGGAGAUUGAUUGCCGUUGGGGACUGAUUAAUUAUAGUGAUGAACUGUGCCUCCUUUCAGGAUUUUUUGACGCUGCAGGAUGUUCUCUCCGACUACAUGUUAAUGCAGUUAAGGGUGUGAAUGCCCACUUUUCUCUGCAGGUUGGUCCUAAAUUUACAGAAGCAUUUAACAAUCUAUUCUUUUUGACUCCUUCUAUACAACUGACACCUCUCAUUCUCAUAAUGGGGUUUCUGUACUGUGUUUCACAGCUAACGAGGAGUAUUGCUGUGGGAAAGGAGCUGCACCUUUGCGAGGCGAUGUUAAUUAUGGGUCUGUCCAAGAGCAUUAUGUAUUCUGUGUGGUUUAUUCUGUGCGUGGUGCAGUACCGCGCUACAAGCCUGAUUAUGUCAUUGAUGGUGAAGUUGGCGUACCUGUCAAGGACAAACCAAACUACCUUUGUAUUUUUAUACUCGCGUUUCUCUUUGGCCCUUCCGCGGUCGUGCCGUCGGGUCUUUUGGAGACGCUGUUUAACAGCGUCAGGCAUGCCGCCAUUUUCGCGGCGCUUAUCUACUUUGCCUGCGCGAUUCCCCUCUUUCCGGUGA